CUUGGUUUAUCAUGUUAUCACGAUGUUGAGAUAAUAUUGACAUUUAAAUAGAAUGUCCUGCGAGGACUGAAGGGUGAUUGUGAAACCACCGCGCAGGCUUUCCACGCACCCUCCCGACGUUGGGCGGAAAACGUACCCACUGGGUAGCCAGUAGCGCACUGCCCGCUCCAACCGUCACACCCAUCGAUCCACGUAACGCGUCGCAGAAUUCGUGCAUCGUGUCAUCACUUUGUUAAACAUCAAUCAACAUUUUGUUAAACGCAGUGUAGAAUCAGUGUUGAUAUCACAAUGUCCUUCGACAACGAUGAGCUGCGCGACGAAUAUCCAGAUGGAUCGGUGCGACUGCGGAAUCCGAACAUCGAGCUCAUGGAUCAGGAUAUCCUGUACCACCUGGCGCUCGGCAGCGGUUCUCACGACCUCGUUGAAAUGUUUGGAGACGUCAAGUUCGUUUGCAUGGGUGGCACUCCUAAACGUAUGGAGCAAUUCGCAUACACCAUCAUGGCAGAGAUCGGGCACAAGCUUCCGUGCGGCACCACACUACAGGACAUCAGCCACUUCUCCUAUAGGUACUCUAUGUACAAAGUCGGUCCAGUGUUGAGCAUCAGUCAUGGCAUGGGUAUACCGUCAGUGGGCAUUCUAUUGCACGAGAUCAUAAAGCUGAUGUACCACGCGAAGGUGCGAGACCCCGUGUUCUUCAGGAUCGGCACGUGUGGUGGUAUCGGCUAUGAGGGUGGCACUGUCAUCAUCUCGGAAGAGGCCGUCGAUGGCGCACUCAGAAAUGUGUUCGAGUUGCUAGUGUUGGGCAAGAACAUUCAGCGGCCUGCCAAGCUAGACAAGAGGUUGGCACGUGAGCUGAAGGGCCUGGCUGACCCUGAGGACCCGUACGAUACGGUUACGGGCAAAACCAUGUGCACUUACGAUUUUUACGAGGGCCAGGGUCGGCUGGACGGCGCGUUCUGUGACUUCACGGAGGCGGACAAAAUGGAGUACCUGGAGAGCAUACACAAGGCGGGCGUCGUCAACAUCGAGAUGGAGUCCCUCGCCUUCGCGGCGCUGACGCACCACGCCGGCGUCAAGGCCGCCGUCAUCUGCGUCACGCUGCUAGACAGGCUCAAAGGAGAUCAGGUAUUGGCACCAAAAGAAGUUUUGGAUGAGUGGCAGCAACGUCCAACAAAGUUGGUUUGUCGCUAUAUAAAAAGAUAUCUUCAGAUGAAGGGCAGACUAUCGCUGGACGGUCACGGCUCCAUCGCGGUGAAGAGCCCGCGCCGGUUCAAGCUGGUGCAACAGGAGUCAGAGACCUACGACUAAAGAUCAACCAGCUCGUUCACUUUAAUGACCAACGUUCUCAUUAUCAUAAUGCUAUUUGUUUUGAUUAUAUACACGCCUAGAUAGAGUAACCCAAAUCUUUGCGUGGUUAGCACUCAGAAAAGGACUCGUUUUACGCGCCAUGUGUGCUAAUUAUGUCAGAUAGUUUGAAAGCAGUCAAAGUGUGCGUGUGUAGCGACGAGCUUAUCUACCAUAUGUAGUACGUAGUAGAUAUUUUGUGAGUCGCUUCUGUGCAGUUAAGUAUCUAGGCGUAUAUGUAAUAAAAGGCUAUUUGUAUGUAACGAAACAUUGAAUCACGGAAUUCAAACGAUGUUAGCUUUAUCUUAAACGUCUACAUAAACAAUUACACGUUACAAAAUAUUGUGAUU
This is a messenger RNA of Chilo suppressalis (striped riceborer), 1694 nucleotides long. The record is from the annotation of a GenBank genome assembly. NCBI's taxonomy places the organism in Eukaryota, Metazoa, Arthropoda, Insecta, Lepidoptera, Crambidae.